AUGGAGAGCCUCCAGCUCUCGCAGGUGCUCGCCGACUUGAGCAAUCUCGGGGCUGCGGAACCCGAGGCCGCCGCCGCCAUUGUCUCCGCCAACGUUCCUGUUAUCAAAGUCGAACCUCGGCCCUCAGCCACUUCCACCUCCACUUCCAUCCCUCAGUCUCCGACGCAACGCCCGUCCAGCAUGAAGAGAUCGUGGUCCUCCGAACCGACAGUCCCGCCCAAGUUUGACAAGCUCGGGAGACGGAUUCUCAUCAGUUCCUCGGGGUCGAGGCCCGGAUCCGCAGCCAACUCCAUUCCCGGAACGCCUCGCCCGAGCGACUCGAAUGUCGAUGAUGACUUGGAACGGGCGUCAACGCUCAUGGCCUUGUAUGACAUUCGGGCCAAAAUUAAACAACAAGACAAUAGCAGUCUGCUCAGAGCCCGAGAGAAAAUCAAUGCCCUGGCUGCAAAGCAACAGGCUGCGGAUCGGAACAUGAAAGCCUCUGAUGAGCUCAGACGCCAUCGAUACUCCUUCCCCAAACCCGGUCUCUGA
This is a messenger RNA of Ustilaginoidea virens, 531 nucleotides long. RefSeq lists its product as uncharacterized. Lineage: Eukaryota; Fungi; Ascomycota; Sordariomycetes; Hypocreales; Clavicipitaceae. The record is from RefSeq and is a predicted model, not a curated record. The coding region runs from base 1 to 531 and encodes 176 amino acids. The transcript has 3 exons.